AUGGACGAGAUCUUUGGCCCAGUGCUGCCCAUCCUGCGGGUCAACAGUGCAGACGAAGCAAUCGAGUUCAUCAAUCAGAGGGAGAAGCCGCUGACAUUGUACGUGUUCUCAUCACGGCAGAAAGUGAUAGACCAUUUCAUGUAUGAAACUACAAGUGGCAGCAUGUGUGCCAACGACACCCUGGUUCAUCUGUCUGUGGACACGCUGCCCUUUGGUGGAGUAGGCCAGAGUGGCAUGGGUCGCUACCACGGCAAGUACUCCUUUGACACCUUCUCCAACAAGAAGGCGGUGCUGGUGCGCUCUUUCAACCCCAUCGGAGAGGCAUUCGGCCGUAAGCGUUAUCCUCCACUAGACGACUUCAAGAUUGCCUACUUCCGGCAGCUGCUGCUCAAGCGAGGUUCUCCAUUUGGCACUGGGCUGCUCAGCUGUGCCCCCUACCUGUGCGUCUUUGUGCUGGGCGUCGCCUCGGCCUUCCUGCUUCGAUAUCUGUUCCAUGGUAGCAGCAAGCUGCCACAGAGGCGCCACUGACACCAGAGUUUACUUUGAGCAGAAGCAGUGAAUGCAAGAUGCUGGGCACUGAAAUUUGAAAACAACCAGAGGACACCAACAUUCCUGCAGUGUCAGUGGCACGAAGUGGAGAAUUCUAUUCCAUUUUUUUUUUAUUGUAACCGAAUUUGACUUCCAUGCAAGAGAGAAGACAGCAGGUGGACAUAAUUUAGGCAGAUCAACAUUCCUACUAAUUCCCAUUUUUGGUUCACAGAAUGAUAUGCCCAGAAUUUCGAUAAAGCCAGAAAAAACAGCUAGCCAUUCAGCACUGCUUGAACAUCUAGACAUUUCUUGAGGUGAAAACAAAGAUUGAGUUACUCUUCA
Molecule: messenger RNA, 870 nt
Organism: Rhipicephalus sanguineus (brown dog tick)
Lineage: Eukaryota; Metazoa; Arthropoda; Arachnida; Ixodida; Ixodidae
Product: aldehyde dehydrogenase family 3 member A2
Exons: 6
Coding region: 1-528 (175 amino acids)
Biological process (GO): aldehyde metabolic process
Cellular component (GO): cytoplasm
Molecular function (GO): aldehyde dehydrogenase (NAD+) activity
Source: RefSeq, a predicted model, not a curated record